CAGCUACAGUGUGGUUAGCGAAACAUCUGGAAUCAGUCGCAAUUCAACCGCAUUUAUCGGCUGUGAUAAAGGAGUGUGCUGCAGUUGUUUUAGUCCACCAGAUAGCACAGACGAUCUUUGUGGCACCGAUUGUAAGGCAAAACCUGGCGCAAAUGUGCUUAACUACGCCAUGGCCAAACUUACUCAACAAGUCAAUGCUGCCGUCGCUAAACUUACAUCACGUUUGGAUAAGUUGAAUCGGACAGUGGGAAUAAAAGCGAGUUGCGCCAAUUUCUAUAAAACCGGAGCAAGAAAAGAUGGUGUUUACACAAUAGAUCCUGAUGGUCUGGGAUCGUUUCAAGUCAGAUGUGAUAUGAGCACAGACAGGGGGGGCUGGACCAUGUUUCAAAGAAGACAAGAUGGAAGUCAAGAUUUCUACCUGGGAUGGUCAAACUAUAAAGCAGGCUUUGGUGAUCUUAACGGCGACUUCUGGCUGGGUCUUGAUAAAAUACAUCGUUUGUCCAAAUCUGGUCAAAAUGUUCUAAGAGUUGAUUUGAUGGAUUUCAAUGGCGCUGAACGUCACGCUAAAUAUGGAACGUUUAGUGUUGCUGAUGAAUCAGACAAAUACAGAUUGAAUAUCGGCAGUUAUUCAGUAUGCUGAAUAUGUUUCGUUUCAAACUGCUGGUAAUUAAUGUCCUGAUCACGUGGAACUCAUUUGUCUCUCCUGAAAUUAAGAGUGUGGACAUUCAAACAGGUUAUGAUCCUGGCUCGUGUAGCAAGAAGGAACGUGGUUUGUUAAAAUUGAUCAAGGAUCGUUCAAACAAUGAUAAACUGUUAAUUUGCGCUGAACAAAAUGGAGUUUAUGCCUGGAAAACUACGGACGGUUCCAGUCCGUCUGGCGAAUAUUUCAACCCCGGCUACGACUGCACGGAUAUUCUGAAUAAGAAUUUUGAGUCUCGAGAUGGAUUUUAUUGGAUAAAUUUGAAUCGAGGUGCUCCCAAGAGGGUCUAUUGUGACAUGACAACAGAUGGAGGAGGAUUUGCGCUGAUUGGUAAACUCAACAAUUCUGUAACAUGGAAAGUUCCAUCCAAAAACACAACAGUUGAUCCAUUUGGUGAAUCUCAGUGGUCCAGUGAUCUCGGUGACGCUCCAGUUCUUGAUUUCAGAAUACAAAUAUCCACAAGGGAAAACUUGGCUAAGACAAAUGCUCACUGGUCGUACAGACUGCGAAAUAUUCGUCCUCUCAAAAACAUCAUGAUUGCUAAUCAAGGGGGUUGUGGAGCAACAUCACCAGGCAUUGGUGACAUCGCUUAUGUCAAAGAUCUUCAGACUGAGAAAAUUGUCGCGACAAAAUUUCGCUGCUCACAAUUUGGAACAUUUCGCCAUUUUUUUCUAAAAUCUGGAUGGGCAAUGAUGAACGAAUGCUUCGAAAAACAAUGUCCCCAAGGUUUUGCUUUCCACCGCGUAUAUCCUAUUCAAACUGACUCGUCAGGAUCUUUCAGCUACAGUGUGGUGAGCGAAACAUCUGGAAUCAGUCACAAUUCAUCUGCAUUUAUCGGCUGUGAUAAAGGAGUGUGCUGCAGUUGUUUUAGUCCACCAGAUAGCACAGAAGAUCUCUGUGGCACAGAUUGUAAGGCAAAACCUGGCGCAACUUUGAUAAAGAAUGUUUAUUCAUGGUUCUGGGUGAGGACAUCUUCUCCAAAGAAAGUUUGGAACAAAUGCAUGGAUUAUAAAGUUUCUGAAACUAACGGAGACGAGGUCUGGUACAAGUUGGUUGGUCAAAAUGUUGUCCCUAAGAGAGGUCGUUGUUCCAGAAACGAUCCGCUUUUAAAUGGCGGAAUUAUAGUUGUUCCUGAUAAUGGAAGUGUUAGUAAAAUUCCAGCCGUCUCAGGAAUAUUAAAAUUUCGAAAGGACAAUCAAAAACUUUAUGUAAGAUCAAAUGAAAGAUGGAAUGUGAUUGCGGAAGGGAAAAAGCUUAACUCCGCCAUUGCCAAACUUACUCAACAAGUCAAUGCUGCCGUCGCUAAACUUACAUCACGUUUGGAUAAGUUGAAUCGGAUAAUGGGAAUAAAAGCGAGUUGCGCCAAUUUCUAUCAAACCGGAAGAAGAAUGGACGGAGUCUACAUAAUAGAUCCUGAUGGCCAGGGACCGUUUCAAGUCAGAUGUGAUAUGAACACAGACGGGGGUGGCUGGACCGUGUUUCAAAGAAGACAAGAUGGAAGUCAAGAUUUCUACCUUGGAUGGUCAGACUAUAAAGCAGGCUUUGGUGAUCUUAACGGCGAGUUCUGGUUGGGCCUUGAUAAAAUACAUCGUUUGUCCAAAUCUGGUCAAAAUGUUCUAAGAGUUGAUUUGAUGGAUUUCAAUGGCGCGGAAGGUUACGCUAAAUAUGGAACGUUUAGUGUGGCUGAUGAAUCAGACAAAUACAGAUUGAAUAUCGGCAAUUUUUCAGGUGACGCAGGUGAUUCUCUUGGUUAUCACAAUCAAAUGCAGUUCACUACCAAAGAUAGUGACAAUGAUGCUUGGAGUAGUAAUUGCGCUACGAGAUGGAAAGGAGGUUGGUGGUUCAACAACUGUCACUAUUCCAACCUCAACGGCCUGUACCUGGGCGAAGGUCGGUUUAGUCCCACUGGAAUAAACUGGUACGAUUGGAAAAGAUGGCAUUCAUUAAAAAAGGCAGAGAUGAAAAUUCGUCCAAGUCAGUUUUAAGAUAAAACUCUUUAAUCGCCAAGAACGUGAGUUUGAGGAUGUUUUUUGAAUCCCAAGUUUCAAGUUGGUUAUUAUGUGAUUUAAUUCCGAAUUAAUUAAUGUCGCAGUAUUUUAAAUGAUUAUUUAAUUAAUAUUAAAGGCGGGUUAGGCCUGUUUUCCACCUCAACCGUAUCGUAGUGAAACGUAGCGUAUCUCAUUAAUCAUUGACAUUGCUUAAGUCAUUACGUUACGCUACGAUACGGUUGAAGUGGAAAACAGGCUUUGCAGUCGCUCAAACAGUUGCUCAUGAAAAUGAGUAGUCUACUUGUUUCAAAAUUGCUCAAAUUUCUCAUUUUUUGUAAUAAACUCUCUCUCAUAUUCAUUUAAAAGUUCAGCGAACUAAAAGCGUGUCAAAUAUUCUGAAAGUUUUUGAUAUUUUAGGAAAUAUAUACG
Dendronephthya gigantea is the source of this 3117-nucleotide messenger RNA. RefSeq lists its product as uncharacterized. The coding region runs from base 634 to 2685 and encodes 683 amino acids. The record is from RefSeq and is a predicted model, not a curated record. NCBI's taxonomy places the organism in Eukaryota, Metazoa, Cnidaria, Anthozoa, Malacalcyonacea, Nephtheidae. The transcript has 17 exons.